CUCCUCUCUGUCACUCCGGCCACUAUGGCCACGCCGAGAUUUCUCGCCAUCCUCCUCGUGGCCGCUCUCCUCGCGCUCUCCUUCUCGCAAGGGCCGGUGUUGCUGGCGGAGGGGAGGAAGGUGCAGGUGCUGAGGGCCGCGGGACACUCCGGGCGGCGUCCCCUCCACGGCGGCGUCCGGUUGCAGGAGCAGCAGCAGGGGAUGGUGUCUACGGUGAUGGACUACGACGAACCCAAGGCCAACACCAACCCCCACGGCAGCGUGCCCGCCACGCCGGACUACCCCACCGGGCCGCCGGGCCACUGACUGAAUCACUGAUCGAUCUGCGCGUUUGCACGUACGGUGCGGCAUGCAGAUCAAGAGGAAGAAGAAGAGGGAUCCGGGAAAGAAGCUGUUCUCCUCCCUCUUGCCGGACGGUAAAUCUUGGUGAAUUGGUAGACAAUUUGAUUCUGGUCGUCCUUGACAGUUCGUUUAAUUUUGAGAAUUGUAAGUAGGUCGUGUGCGUGUUCAGUUUUGAUCCGAGGAUCUGUAUGUCCUUCCCAGCUGCAUGCCGCCCAUCUGUACAACCCGUCCAUGCAUGUGUUCUCUUCUAUGCAAUAAAAUCGUCUACAUUUGUGCCAUUGAA
Molecule: messenger RNA, 625 nt
Organism: Lolium rigidum
Lineage: Eukaryota; Viridiplantae; Streptophyta; Magnoliopsida; Poales; Poaceae
Exons: 2
Coding region: 25-306 (93 amino acids)
Source: RefSeq, a predicted model, not a curated record